Molecule: messenger RNA, 1014 nt
Organism: Populus nigra (black poplar)
Lineage: Eukaryota; Viridiplantae; Streptophyta; Magnoliopsida; Malpighiales; Salicaceae
Product: carboxylesterase 15-like
Exons: 1
Coding region: 1-1014 (337 amino acids)
Molecular function (GO): hydrolase activity
Source: RefSeq, a predicted model, not a curated record
AUGGCUUCCAACAAGAAAAUUGUUGAUGAAGUUCCUGGUUGGAUUCGAGUUUUCGAGGAUGGAACUGUGGACCGAACUUGGACGGGUACACCAGAGAUGGAGCCCUUGUUGAAACCAGUCUCGCCCCACGAAGAAUUCAUAAAUGGGGUGGCUGUUCGUGACCAAAUUAUCGAUCCAAAAACAGGCCUUGCAGUCCGAAUUUAUGUCCCAGAAAUGAAAAGCAAUGUCCAAACCAAAGCUAAGAUACCAUUGAUCCUUCAUCUUCACGGCGGCGGCUAUUGCAUAUGCCAACCUGACUGGAGCUUAUACUACCACUUCUGUACACGACUGGUGAGCUCGGUUCAAGCUGUUUUGGUCUCCGUCUACUUUAGGCUGGCCCCCGAACAUCGGCUCCCAGUUGCCGUCGAGGAUUCUUAUGCUGCGUUGCUCUGGCUCCGUGCCAAUGCUCGCGGCGAAUUAUCUGAUCAAUGGCUCACGAGCUAUGCUGAUUUUAAUCGAGUGUUUCUGGUCGGGGAUAGCUCCGGUGGGAAUUUAGUGCAUCAAGUAGCAGCUCAAGCAGGGUUCGAUGACAUUGAGCCUUUAAGGCUAAGAGGCGGGAUAGCCAUACAACCUGGCUUCAUAUCGGACAAGCCGAGUAAGUCAUAUUUGGAAAUACCUGAAAAUCCAUUAUCAACAAGAGAAAUGAUGAAAAAGUUCACGUCAUUGGCCGUGCCUAUUGGUAGCACUGGGGAGCACCCAAUUGUGUGGCCAAUAGGUCUUCAAGCCCCACCACUAACCACUCUGAAACUUCCACCUAUGCUCGUUGUGAUGGCGGAGAUGGAUUUGCUUCGAGACUAUGAAUUGGAAUAUUGCGAGGAGAUGAAGAAAGCUGGCAAAGAAGUAGAGAUUUUUAUGAAUUAUGGAAUGAGUCACAGCUUCCAGUUUAAUAAGCUUGCCAUUGACACGGAUCCAGAGAUAGCUACCCAAACUAAUAAGAUGAUUGAGGUGAUUGUAAGUUUUAUCAGUAGGAGCUGA